Candidozyma haemuli is the source of this 2931-nucleotide messenger RNA. Its product is annotated as exosome catalytic subunit. The record is from RefSeq and is a predicted model, not a curated record. Gene Ontology annotation, cellular component: nuclear exosome (RNase complex); cytoplasmic exosome (RNase complex). Bases 1 to 2931 code for a protein of 976 amino acids. Gene Ontology annotation, molecular function: 3'-5'-RNA exonuclease activity; endonuclease activity; RNA binding. The transcript has a single exon. Gene Ontology annotation, biological process: rRNA catabolic process. NCBI's taxonomy places the organism in Eukaryota, Fungi, Ascomycota, Pichiomycetes, Serinales, Metschnikowiaceae.
AUGCUUCUGCAAAAAAGACUCUCUUCGGGCCUUACUGCAACCCAUAAGGUUUUUGUACGCUCCAGACACGGAGGAUGUACGAAGAUCGUCAGAGAGCAUUAUUUGCGUAGCGAUAUUCCUUGCUACUCCAGACUUUGCAGAAUCUGUCCAGACUUGGUGAAACCAGAUGCCCAGGGUAACUUGCCUGAGUUUAUUUUAUCUGAGUCUCCCUUGAAGUUGAAGGAUGGCGUUGGUCAUUAUGUCAUUGUUGAUACCAAUGUGGUUUUACAGGCGAUCGAUCUUUUGGAGCACCCAGACUGUUUCUACGAUGUGAUUAUUCCACAGGUUGUGCUAGAUGAGGUGAAAAAUAGAUCUUUUCCUAUCUACCAGCGUCUUAGAGCGCUUGUGAAGGCUGCUGAUAAAAGGUUUGUUGUGUUCCAUAACGAAUUCAGGGAAGACACUUACGUGAGCAGAGAGAAGAACGAGACCAUCAACGAUAGAAACGAUAGAGCUAUCAGGCGAUGCGUUAAAUGGUACCACGACCAUUUGAACAAUAAAAAUAGCACCACGCCUGUUAAUAUUGUGUUCGUGUGUAACGAUAAGGAUAACAGAGAGAAGGCUGUUGCUGAGGGUUCCGAUGCUAGAUCUCUUGUUGAGUACAUUGAAAGCUUGCCUGAUGGAGAAGAGCUUCGGGACUUGAUUCCUACUGAGAAUGAGUCUUUCGAUAAGAAUGCCGACGAAGUAUCGUUCCCUGAGUACUACUCCACCUCCAGAACCAUGGCAGGUAUCAGAAACGGUACCUUGUACCAGGGUGUCAUGAACAUCUCCACAUACAACAUUCUAGAAGGGUCUGUGAGUACACCGGCUUUCAAGAAACCCUUGUUGAUUGUGGGUACGCAUAAUCUUAACAGAGCAUUUAACGGUGACCUUGUGAUUGUCGAAUUGCUUCCAAAGGAUAAAUGGAAGGAACCUUCUUCUACAAUUGUGGAGGAGAGUGCCAUUGGUGCUAACGAUAAUGCUGAAGAAGAAAACAAAGAAAGCAUUAUUUCCGAUAAGGAGCGCAGAGUGUUGGCGCAAGAGGCCGUCAAGGCUACCUCUGCUAAAGAGAAAAAGUUACAACCAACUGCCCGAGUUGUUGGUAUCACCAGAAGAUCCUGGAGAUUCUACGUUGGCCAAAUUGCUCCAUCUUCGGUUUCUGUUGAAGAAGAUACUGGUAACUCCUCCAAGACUUGUUUCGUUAUCUUGAUGGACAAGCUCCUUCCUAAGAUCCGUAUCAAGACAAGAAAGGCAAAGGACCUUCUAGGACAAAGAAUCGUUGUCACUGUUGAUGCAUGGCCUGCUGACUCCAAGUACCCACAGGGACAUUUCGUUAGAAGCUUGGGUGAGAUCGAAAGUGUUCAGGCCGAAACCGAGGCUUUGCUUUUGGAACAUGAUGUUGAAUACAGACCUUUCUCCAAAGCGGUCUUGGACUGUUUGCCCAAGGAAGGUGACAACUGGGUUGUUCCUGAGAAGUUGGACACCGACAGCCAAUUGAAACAAAGAGUUGACUUGAGAGACAAACUCGUUUGUUCGAUUGAUCCUCCAGGAUGUGUGGAUAUCGAUGAUGCUCUUCACGCUAAGCAGCUUCCUAACGGUAACUACGAAGUGGGUGUUCAUAUUGCUGAUGUUACUCACUUUGUGAAGCCUAAUACUGCUUUGGAUAACGAGGGUGCAUCUCGUGGUACUUCCGUGUACUUGGUCGACAAGAGAAUCGAUAUGUUGCCAAUGCUUUUGGGUACCAACUUGUGUUCCCUUAAACCAUACGUUGACAGGUUUGCCUUCUCGGUCAUUUGGGAAGUCGACGAAAACGCUAACAUCGUCAACGUGAACUUCAUGAAGUCGGUCAUCAAAUCGAGAGAAGCCUUCUCUUACGAAAGAGCACAGAACAAGAUAGACGACCCAUCGCAACAAGAUGAACUUACACAAUCCAUGAGAAUCUUACUCAAACUUUCAAAGAAGCUUAAACAGAAGAGAUUGGAUGCUGGUGCAUUGAACUUAGCUUCUCCAGAAGUCAAGGUCCACAUGGACAGUGAAACAUCUGAUCCAGGUGAAGUUGAAAUCAAGAAAUUGUUGGAGACAAAUUCCUUGGUCGAAGAAUUCAUGUUGUUUGCCAACAUUUCCGUGGCACGCAAAAUCUACGAAGCAUACCCACAGACUGCCAUGUUGAGACGACACGCUGCUCCCCCAGCCACGAACUUCGAGGAACUUAAUGAGAUGUUGAGAGUGAGAAAGAAUGGUAUGAAUAUUUCCUUGGAAUCGUCAAAGGCAUUGGCUGACUCUUUGGACCGUUGUGUUGACGACGAGGAUCCAUACUUCAACACUCUUGUACGUAUCAUGUCCACUCGUUGUAUGAUGGCUGCUGCAUACUUUUCAUCAGGUUCAUACGGUUACCCUGACUUCAAGCAUUAUGGUUUGGCUGUUGAUAUCUACACACAUUUCACGUCUCCUAUCAGAAGAUACUGUGACGUUGUUGCACACAGACAACUUGCGGGAGCCAUUGGUUACGAGAACUUGGAUUUGAGUCACAGAGACAAGGGUAAGAUGGAGUUGAUUGUGAAGAACAUCAACAAAAAGCACAGAAACGCCCAGUUCGCCGGCAGAUCGAGUAUUGAGUACUACGUCGGCCAAGUGAUGAGAAAUAACGAAUCUGACCAGGAAGGUUAUGUGAUCAAGUGUUUCAACAACGGUAUCGUUGUGCUCGUACCAAAGUUUGGUAUUGAAGGUUUGAUCAAGUUGGAGUUCUUGGGUGACGUGAACAGUGCUGAUUACAACGAAGACAAGUACGAGUUGACGUUUACGGACUUCAAUGGCAAGAGAAGAACCAUUGCAGUGUUUGAUAAGGUGACGGUCGAAGUGAAGUCUGUCAAGGAUGAGGUCAGUGGAAAGAGAAAGGCACAGUUGAGUUUGGCAUGA